Sorghum bicolor (sorghum) is the source of this 480-nucleotide messenger RNA. Its product is annotated as beta-D-glucosyl crocetin beta-1,6-glucosyltransferase. The transcript is spliced from 2 exons. Lineage: Eukaryota; Viridiplantae; Streptophyta; Magnoliopsida; Poales; Poaceae. Gene Ontology annotation, molecular function: UDP-glycosyltransferase activity. The record is from RefSeq and is a predicted model, not a curated record. The coding region runs from base 1 to 480 and encodes 159 amino acids.
AUGGGAAGGGACAACGUAUCCGCCGGCAGCGCGUUCCCGUUCCAGAGCGUCGGGCUCGGCAGCGCCGCUGGUGGUGGAAGGGUAGGCCCCGAGGAGGACGACGACACCUUGGUCGCCGGGCGCGGGCUGGUGGUGGAAGGGUGGGCGCCGCAGCGCCGCGUCCUGGCGCACCCGGCCUGCGGCACGUUCCUGUCGCACUGCGGGUGGAGCUCCGUGCUGGAGUCGCUGACGGCGGCGCUGCAGCUGCACAUCGACCAAAUGCUGGGUGCCAACCUGGCCGCGGAGCUGGGCGCCGCCGUGCGCGUGCCGCAGGAGCAGUUCGGGGAGUUCCGGGCCGAGGACAUGGCGCGCGCGGUGCCGCGGAGUUUGCGAGAGGUGGUGGCGCGGAACGACGCGGACGGCGCGCAGGUCGACGCGCUCGUCCAGCGCAUGGCGUGGCUCUGCGGCAAGGGACAGCAGCGAGUGGCCGUGCCCAACUGA